AUAGAAGUUAGGAGAAAACAGCAGAUGUGCCGUAGGUCACAUGGCCUGAAAAAGUGGAAUUUUCGUUACAACUCAACACAAGUCGUACAGUCUGAGAAGGCAAUGUGGCUGUUACCAAAAAAUAUUGUAUUUUUGUUACUACUGUAUUUGAUUUUACUUCUGUUGCUGAGUGUACCUAAUGUAUAUAGCCAGUCAGUUGUAACAGUUGAUGUAGUGGCCAAAGAAGGUGAUGGUGAAGUGGUGAUACCGUGCGACUAUUCACAAGUUACUAAUUCACCUUUGGCUAUCUUAUGGAAGGAAGUAAAUGACACUGGAGAAGCUAGUAUUGUAAAUAAUAAAGACACUGUAAGUGGACGUUACAGCUUAAGAACAACUCCUGGGAAUGCUGACCUGGUUAUUACAAAGCCAGUUAGGAGUGAUACUCAGAAAAGAUUUCAAUGUCAGAUACUGACAACAAGCGGGGAGUCCAUAAAUUCAGAUCUUUCCAUCCUCUCUGUAUAUUACCUAGAUGAGCCUGUACUGUCUGCCUCAGUAAGCAGUGUCUAUAAAGGUGAAUCAGUGACCUUGACCUGUAGUAAACCUGAUGGUGACCCGCACCCUAGUAUCACAUGGUAUAAAGAUGGACAAGCACUCAGCAUCACAGACAGCUCUAGAUUUACUACAAGUGAAGAUGCUCUUGAAAUACACAUUGAAGCUGCAACUGCAGCUGAUGGUGGCAGGUAUACAUGUAAAGCUGAAAGUGAUCAAUUAAGAGGAAAAGAUGGCAAAACCAGUAAUCAAAUUGACUUGAAAGUAAUAUAUCUUACAAUUACAUUUGAAUCAGAAGUUGGAACUGCAACAUGCACUGCAAACGGUCAUCCCGAACCAUCUUCUGUAAUAAUAUACAAAGAUGGGGAAAUGAUUGAGAAUGGAACACUUACUGCAUCUACGAAAAUUUAUGAAGAGAUUUGUAAAUCAAACAUCACAUGCUAUGCAGAGAAUGGAGAAGUUAAUGCAACAGAACCAUUGAAGACCUGUAAAGAUAGCAGCAAGGUUGAUGUAAAAGACAAUAAGAUUAAAAAUGAGGGUUCAAACUCAGCAUUGUAUGCACUUUUCGUUAUUCCUGUCAUACUGUGGAUACUGUUUCUGCUUUACUUUAUAUUUUGCAGGAAAAUUGAGAUGAAAGGUGAAGAUAUGACAGCAGUAGAAGGCGACGUAUCACUUGCAAUGAGAAAAAAAUAUCGUCCUAGUAUCGCCCACUUUAAGACUUUCCAGUGGGACUUAGCAGUAAAAAAUGAAGAGAAAAACAAGGAGGAAUGGAAAACACAGGGAAAACCUGGUUCACCUCCCAAGCUCUGCAGUAAUACUACAUUUUUCUUCAAGUAUAUUCUCCGUUGCUGUUUCUACUUUUGUGGAAUUUGUUGUAUUGAAUACUUUGGAAAAUAUGAAAAUGGUGACUUGGAAAAGAAAAGUAAAAAUAGUGAGGGUAAACAUUAUAAGGGACUCGAGCUGGAAGAAAAAGACUGUGAAAGAGGAAUUGCUGAUGGUGAGGAUCACUGUGGUAACAAUGACCCCAAUGAAGAAGAGGCCUGUGUGAACAUUUCAACAAAGAAUAGCAACAUAGAAAGUCAACUUCUGACCUCCACCAAUUCUGAUGAUAAAGGAAAAAAUUCAGUAUGCCGAUCUUGACCUUGGUCAAAGUACCUCAAACAAGAUAUUACGGACUGAGGAACAAACUCCUUAUUUUGAAAUGAAUGAGGGAAAACUAGUCCAUAUUGGUAUGUAGAUGAAUUUUGCAAUAAUGAAAUUAAAAUAAACCCAGCUGCUAAAAUUUUACUUCUAUUAGCUGAAAAUAUAGCAUUCCAAGCCCUUAGCCAGGGGGGUUCGUAGGGUUCGAACGAACCCCCCCUUUUUCCUGAAGUGCCCUUUUUUGACUAAAAGUGCUAGCCUCUACAACACAAGAAAGUUUUCCUUUUCACCCCAAACAAGUAAGGCCUAGCUAAGCUGACGACGAUAUUUUGGCCUAAAAUGUAACCUACAUAAUGAGUAAAUCAUUUUUUUAAAGACAUUUUACAUCCCCUUUCUGCUAGCUUAUUCAGCCGAUGUAUAGGCCAGCGUAGGUCUCCUGGCUGCUACUAGGUUGUAUUUAUUUUUAUGUAGAAGAUA
Molecule: messenger RNA, 2145 nt
Organism: Anneissia japonica
Lineage: Eukaryota; Metazoa; Echinodermata; Crinoidea; Comatulida; Comatulidae
Product: cell adhesion molecule 4-like
Exons: 13
Biological process (GO): homophilic cell-cell adhesion; synapse organization
Cellular component (GO): plasma membrane; axon; neuronal cell body
Molecular function (GO): axon guidance receptor activity
Source: RefSeq, a predicted model, not a curated record